AUGCUCAGUGCCCUGGCUGGAGGAAAACUGUUUUCUAAGAUUGACUUAAGCCGAGCAUGCCUACAGGUACUGAUGAGCGCAGCGUCCAGGAAGUAUUUAACCGUGGAUACGCACAAAGGACUGUUUGAAGUCAAUCGCCUGCCGUUCGGAGUUGCUUCGGCCCCGGCGUUAUUUCAACGCAUCAUGGACACCGUGUUGAAAGGCUUAGAUGGAGUGGUUUGCUACCUAGAUGAUAUUCUGGUGACCGGACGGACAGAAGCCGAACACAUGGAGAAUUUAGAAAGCGUGUUGAAAUGUUUGAGCUCAAGAGGAGUGCGGGUCAAGAAAGAGAAGUGCGAAUUUUUGAAGUCAGAACUGCAGUUCCUAGGACAUGUAAUCGGGAUGAAUGGCAUUUACACGGCACCAGAGAAGGUGCAAGCGAUUCUUGAAGCGCCAGCUCCCAGUGACAGGAAGCAACUUUGCUCAUUUUUGGGCAUGGUCACCUACUAUGCCAAGUUCCUGUCUAAGCUGUCUUCGAUUGCGUACCCAUUAAAUCGACUUCUCAGCGAGAAAGUAAAGUGGACGUGGUCAUCAGAAUCUCAACGCGCAUUCGAGGCCCUCAAGAAGGCUAUGGCAUCUGCGCCGGUGCUUCAGCAAUACGAUCCUAGUUUGCCGCUUCAAGUGUCUGCUGACGCCUCACCGUACGGCGUUGGAGCAGUAUUAGCGCACGUGGAUAGUGAUGGGAUUGCGAAGCCAAUAGCGUAUGCUUCAAGAACUCUGACAGAAAGCGAGAAGAACUAUAGCCAAAUUGAGCGCGAAGCGUUGGCUUUAGUCUUUGCAGUGAAGCGUUUUCACUGCUACAUUUACGGGAGAAGCUUUUGUCUGGUCACGGACCAUAAACCACUAGUGACGAUCUUUGGCCCAAAGACAGGGAUUCCGCCCAUUGCAGCGGCGCGUCUACAGAGGUGGGCAAUAACGUUACCUGCAUACACUUACACGCUCAGCUACCGAGCAGGAGAGCAGAACUACGAAGCAGACUGUCUGUCCCGCCUUCCAGUGAAGAAUGAUGGAAGCAAGGUGACGGAUGUUGUGAGCGAAUUUUAUUCCAUUCGCUUGGAUACUUUUCCCGUACAGAGCUCAGAUAUAGCUCGAGAGACAGCUCGUGACGACGUAUUAGCGCGGGUUACACACUACGUCCUGAAAGGUUGGCCACGCAAGGCUACUGAUGAUGACCUCAAACCAUACUACGUGAGGAAGCUGGAGGUGACAUACUUCAGGGGUUGUCUUAUGUGGGGGAUACGAGUAGUGGUUCCUCACAAACUGAAGAAAGAAGUACUCCAGGAAGUACACGAAGGGCAUCCUGGCGUCGUUCGAAUGAAAGAGACAGCACGAAGUUAUGUAUGGUGGCCAUCGGUAGACUGCGAUAUCGAAGACUUGGUAUCUUCUUGUGAAGACUGCCAACAACAACGGAGCGUCAGCACCGUCGCGCCACUGCACCCCUGGGCUUGGCCGACGAAGCCGUGGCAACGCAUCCACCUAGAUUUUCUGGGGCCAUUUUAA
Molecule: messenger RNA, 1539 nt
Organism: Ornithodoros turicata
Lineage: Eukaryota; Metazoa; Arthropoda; Arachnida; Ixodida; Argasidae
Exons: 1
Coding region: 1-1539 (512 amino acids)
Source: RefSeq, a predicted model, not a curated record